AUAGGUCCCCUGGGCUCUACCGGAAAGGGCCUGACGUCGCCUCUCUACGUUGCGCUCUUGUUUGAAUCGCUAAAAUAAGCUACAGCUGUCUUACCUACAGCUUUAUUAACCGCAAAAAACAUAGCACUGGUAAUCUUACUAUCCUUGCCAAGAAAUGGUUCUGGGGGAAGGUCAUCAAAGGUUUAUCCAGACCAUGAUGAUCAGGGGUAUCGUAAACGAACAGGAGGCCAAGACGCUCCAUCAACACUGCUGUGAGGUCCACAAAGUUACAAUGAGCUGUGUCUACCAGCAGUCCUAAGAGCAGGAAGAAUGAGAACAUUACAAGAAGAACCUCAACGAAACCAAGAGCACUAUGUUGCCGACAAACUCGAAGAGUUCAUCCAGGUGGUCAACUCUAAGCUGGAGGCCUUGAAUAUGCAGAUCAGGACGCGUGCUUCAGAGGACAACGGCAUGACAUGCUACGCUCUGGUCAAUACAGCAAACAACGAACUCACCAGGAUGUCAUCCGACUACGCGGACAAUGAGUUGGAACUAUUCAGGCGAACGAUGGACCUGAUAAUGUCUUCGGACGACAGCACAGCUUCCUCCACAGACAUCCUGAACAUGGCAGACAGUCUACAGACCCGGAAGCUGACAAAGAGCGCUGCAGAGUGCCUGCUGAAACGCAUGGUGUCCGAUAACUGGCUUGUAGAGAAACAAGGAGACUACAGCCUGUCGACGCGGUGCGUCAUGGACAUGGAGCCAUACAUACGGACCAUGUAUGACGAAGAGCAGGUGAAGGUGUGCGCCGUGUGCCACUGUCUGGCCUUCAAGUACCAGAUAUGUGCAAACCCUCUGUGUACUGUAAAGAUCCACAACCCAUGUGCCGAGAAAUACUUCAAGAAGAAAGCGGUGCAGAGAUGUCCGGGAUGCAGUGAGCUUUGGCCUAAUAAAGUCAGAGCAGAGUGCCGACAAUCUCUCUCUCAGCGUCAAAGAUGAAGGCUGGUUUCCUUUGGUAACAAUAAUUAACGAAUGAGUUUCAGUUUCAGUUUCUUCUUCCAAAGGCUUGUCUUUUUUUACCUUGAUAUUAAACAUUUCUCUUGGA
Messenger RNA from Gadus morhua (Atlantic cod), 1084 nucleotides. RefSeq names its product NSE1 component of SMC5/6 complex (gene nsmce1). The transcript is spliced from 9 exons. The record is from RefSeq and is a predicted model, not a curated record. Gene Ontology annotation, biological process: double-strand break repair via homologous recombination. Gene Ontology annotation, molecular function: ubiquitin-protein transferase activity. Gene Ontology annotation, cellular component: nucleus; Smc5-Smc6 complex. NCBI's taxonomy places the organism in Eukaryota, Metazoa, Chordata, Actinopteri, Gadiformes, Gadidae. The coding region runs from base 310 to 978 and encodes 222 amino acids.